This is a messenger RNA of Klebsormidium nitens, 3008 nucleotides long. Lineage: Eukaryota; Viridiplantae; Streptophyta; Klebsormidiophyceae; Klebsormidiales; Klebsormidiaceae. The record is from the annotation of a GenBank genome assembly.
CAGUUUCAGAGAACUCUGAGAAGUCUUGGCUCCGACGGCGACAGACGACAGACUCGAUGCGUGAUGCCUCCCCUCGCAUGCAGCCCUCAGCGGCAUGGUGUUGACACGCUCCGUUUCUGUCCCUUGUAGAUUGCCUUCAAAGCUUCGAACCUCUGGGCGUUCUCUGUGCCAGUUUGAAUUGACAUUGGCGGCCCAGCAAAGACCUGCAUUUUGCCAAAGCAGCGGUCGGCGGAAGCAGUCACAGGGGAUUCUGGAGCAUCUCCAAAGCCGGGCAUUCAGCCAGUCAGGGACCGGCUUGGUGAAGGAACUUCUUUCGGCCGCCUCUGCUGGCACUGGCGCCAUUCGCAAUAGCGCAGAGCCAGUGACAAGCGAGAAAGGCCCUGGCAGGGGGCGGCGUUUCCUCCCUGCAGUUCCGGCACCUAGAAAGCACGAGAGUGCACCGGGCGCAAUGAGGGUGUACCUGAUCUCGGACAUUCACACUGACCAUGAGGAAAACUUAGACUGGAUCCGGGACCUGUCUCCGACCUCCUUCCUCAACGACGCGCUCAUAGUGGCGGGUGACAUCAGCGAUGACGUCUCCAUCUUCGAGGAAACAUUCCGCAUCCUCCGGCCCAAGUUCGCCCACGUGUUCUUCACCCCGGGGAAUCACGACCUCUGGCUUCGCUCAAACAAGGCUCCCGUUUCACAACCCGCUGCAGAAUCCGUUGCCAAACCCGAAACUAAAGCCGGUUCCGAGACGAAUCCCGAGAACAACUCUACCCCCCGGACUGGCGACGGAGUCGACUUCAAGCCUGAAGGCAACUCUGAAACGGCCUCGGCUAACGCGUCAGAGCCCAGUCCUCGCGACUUAUCUCGUACGGUUUCGGACACAGCCCGAGCAACAGAAGCGGUGUCCGGAAGGUCUCCUGAGCCUGCGUCCGGCGCUGUAUUGGGAGUAGAUGCAAGUGCCCCCCCGGAAAACUCGCUGAGCAAGCUCGCAGUGCUCUUCAAGAUCUGUCAGGAUCUGGGGAUCGACACGCGGCCCAAGUUUCUGAAACCGGAGGAAAAGUCAGGUCAGACCAGAAAGGGCGGCAGUGCUUCAGAGAACUGCGGGGAAGCAAGUAAGGAAAAAGUUCUACAGGAGCCGGCGCUGGGGAGAGGUCCCGUCAAUGGCGGAGUAAGCGGGCAGCAGGCAAUUGUAAAUAGCCAGCGGAAAGAGCCCGGUGGGUGCGGUUCGACUGGACUUUCUGAGCGGGCAGAUAUUGAUGCAGGCAUUUCUGCGAGUGUAGAUAAUCUUAAGAGUGUUGCUAGCACGCAUAGUCAGGUCGACGAGCAGGAGCGUAACCCGGAAGCUGGAAUCCCGGAGCGGGUAGCAAACUGUGCGGAGCCGGUCGAGGGGAAUGUCCGACCGUCUUUGACAGGUAGAAGAGAACCGCAGCGAUCCGCUCCAGGGGCCGGAUCGAACGGUGCCUGUGCCGAAACCGAGGGGCGAACGACGGAAGCGCGAGUUGCAGAACCGCUGUCGAGCGUCGACGAGCGAUUGACGAGUGCCGAGGAGUGGGUAAGCUCCCAAACGGGCGGUUUCGGAGAGGGUGGAAUCGGAAGAAGGGAAACCGAGAACGGGAUAAGAUGGGGGGAAAACCAAACCCGGACGGAAGAGAACGGAGCUCGGGCAGAUGCGUGCGGAACUAGGGGGGGCGGAGCCGGAACCAGCGAGGAAAAGAGCAGAAGCAGGGGGGGAGAAAGUGGGACACAAGGGGGAGGGGAUGGUCCGGGGGGGUCCGUCUCCAAGGGGAGUUCCGGCCGAGACAGCGGAGUAGCGGAAGAGGAGCACGGGGUGUGGGUGGUGCCGAUUCUUUCUUGGCACCAUAUAAGCUUUGAUACCGAGCCCGACAUUCCGGGUUACAACAUCCCCCCUAUUGAAAAGGUAGCGAAAGACCACAAAGUCUGCAAGUGGCCCGCCGGUUGGGACGCCCGGACCGAAUCCGUGGCACGCGCGUUCGACGAGAUGAACCACGAGCUGCACCGGGGUUUCGACCCGACCUCCAACCCGGGGUGCCACGUCAUCACGUUCUCACACUUCCUCCCAAGGUUGGAGCUGAUUCCCGAGAAGCGCUUCCUCUUCUACCCCAACCUCGCAAAGGCCGUUGGGUCGCACGCGCUCGAGGCGCGCGUGCGAGCCAUCCACGCGGCGGGCGCUCCGGGUUGCCACUUAUUUGGGCAUACGCAUUUCAGCUGGGACAUGACGCUCGACGGAGUCAGGUAUAUCCAGGCCCCGCUCGCGUACCCCCGGGAGCGCAAGCGGCGCAUGAACGGGGGCGACGACUGGCUGCCGCUGUGCGUGUACGACUCCAGCCGGGGGGGGGUGCUGACGUCAGAGAACCGGUGUGACUGGUCGGACUACUACAAGACGCACGCUCGCGACCCAGACAAUUUCGAAUUCGCUCCCUGGGUGGCGAACCUGUGGAGGCCCAUCCGGAAGAAACCGGAGUCAGCGGGAGAGACUUGAAGGAGGGGGGUCCGAUGAUGUCAGAGCUCCGGCGUCAGCAUGACGUCGAUUAAUUCAGACUGCAAAGUUCAAGCACCGAAUUCGUGAAGUAAUCACUGGGGCGGAUUCUGCAUCCUGGUCGAUCUUGGCCGAUCCACCGGGCAUGUGCCAGCGUCGCCUCUGUAAAAUAGUGCAGAAAAGAUCGGCUAGUUUGAGAGUGUAAGAUAGGGGUUGGUAGGCUCAGCCGGGCAGUGUAGAGCGAAAAUACCCGCAAGAGCUUCUGUGUUGCGUUGACUGCAUAGGGCACGCGUUUUGAGUCUGCCGCGCAGGUUGCGAGUCUAUUGUAGGAUUCAUUUCGUGGCGAGCAAGGGCAUACGUAAAGGCCGUCGGAUUGCUGGACCACAGCGUGUUGAACAUCAUUCCACCCACUCUGGGAGAGACACGUCGAAAUUUUGGAUCGCUUGUUGAGAGACAAGCGGUACGUGCCAUCUUGACUACUUGAAACCGACUGUUUUGACAAGACAGAGAAUCCGAUUGAGAG